Cuculus canorus (common cuckoo) is the source of this 1070-nucleotide messenger RNA. Its product is annotated as translational activator of cytochrome c oxidase 1. Lineage: Eukaryota; Metazoa; Chordata; Aves; Cuculiformes; Cuculidae. The record is from RefSeq and is a predicted model, not a curated record. The coding region runs from base 142 to 1005 and encodes 287 amino acids. The transcript is spliced from 6 exons. Gene Ontology annotation, cellular component: mitochondrion.
UCCGAAGGGGCACAGGGGUUUUGGCGGGAAAAUGAGGGGGUUUGGGGCGCCCCAUUCCCUCCCCGCGCUCCCGGUGCCCUCGCGGCCCCUCCCCCGGAUGUGACGUCAUUGGGGCGGUGACGCGAGCGCCGGAACGGAGUGAUGGCGGCCGUGGGCCCAAUUGCCCUCCGAGGGCUCCUGGUUGCCCCCCGAGGCCCUUUAGUGGCCCACCGGGGGCUCCACAGUUGCCCGCGGACCUUCGCCGGCCACAACCGUUGGUCCAAAGUCCGCAACGUGAAGGGUCCUCGGGACGCCGCCCGUGGCCACCGCUUCCAGCGCUUGGCGGCCAUGUUGCGCCUCGCCGCCCGCGGACCUCCUGACGUUCCUCAGGACCCCCUCAGCUCCUCUCUUUCCCCCCCAGAAGGAGGCCCCGACCCCUCCCUCAACGCCGCGUUGGCCAACGUGAUGGCGCAGUGCCGCUCUUCCAACAUGCCCAAAGCCACCAUGGCCGCCGCCAUUGGCCCCGCGCACCGUUCGACGCCGGAACUGCGCUUUCUCCUGGAAGUUCGUGGUCCUUCCGGAACCGCCAUCGUUGUGGAUGUCCUCACGGACAACGCCCGACGGACUCACCACGACCUUCGCCUCCUCCUCUCCCGUUAUGGAGCGACGUUGGCCGAAGGCGUCAAACACGGCUUUGAGGAGCGCGGAGUCAUCGCCGUGGACGCGAAGGACCUCCGGGGACGGGCGGUGACCAUGGAGGCGGCGCUGGAGGCGGCGCUCGAGGCCGGAGCUCACGAUGUCCUCCAGGACGAGCACUGCGUGAAGUUCCUCUGCUCUCCGUCGGCUCUCCAGGACGUUCGGAACCUUCUGGAAGCUUUGGGCCUUCGUCCCCUUUCGGCCACCGUCGAACUCUUCCCUCGGAAUGUGGUGAACGUUCCGGAAGAGACUCAAAACGCCGCUCAGCGCCUCCUUCGGGCCCUCAGCGACCACCCGGACGUCCUCCAUGUUUACCACAACCUCCAAUAGGGACCUCCGGACCCACAACUUGGGGGGCACACGGCCCCCAUAUUGCCAUUAAUACAACAGAGGCG